AUGCCAUCUCUAGUUUGCUGCUUCAGGCCAUUGGCCAUGGCGAUGCUGCUACUCAUUCCUGCUGCACUGUGUCAACCGCGUAAGGGCAAUGACAGGAUCACAACGCUCCCUGGGCAGCCUGAGGUGAGCUUUGCGCAGUACUCGGGCUACAUUGGCGUGGAUGGAAUGGGAAGCAGGGCACUCUUCUACUACUUUGUGGAGGCAGAGAUUGACCCUGCCACCAAGCCUCUUGUGCUGUGGCUCAAUGGAGGGGCCUUCUCAGAGAAUGGUCCUUUCAGGCCUAGUGGGCAGAUGCUAGUGAAGAAUGAGUACAGCUGGAACAAAGAAGCGAAUUUGAUUUACCUGGAGACACCAGCUGGUGUUGGCUACUCCUACUCUGCUGAUGCUGCCUACUACCAGGGUGUGGACGACAAGAUGACAGCAAUGGACAAUAUGGUAUUCAUGCAAAGGUGGCUUGAAAAGUUCCCACAGUACAAGGGCAGAGAGCUAUACAUUUCCGGAGAAAGCUAUGCAGGGCACUACAUUCCACAACUUGCCGAGGUCAUGGUAGAGUUCAAUAAGAAGGACAAGAUUUUCAACCUCAAAGGACUUGCUUUGGGCAAUCCUGUUCUUGAGUUCACCACUGACUUCAACUCGAGGGCAGAGUACUUCUGGUCUCAUGGCCUCAUUUCAGACUCAACAUACAGGAUUUUUACCUCGGUUUGCAACUACUCCCGCUAUGUCAGUGAGUACUAUGGUGGAUCGCUUAGCCCACUUUGUGCACGGGUGAUGAACCAAGUAACCCGUGAGACUAGCCAGUUCGUGGACAAGUACGAUGUGACCCUUGACGUCUGCUUGUCAUCAGUCCUCUCCCAGUCAAUGAUCCUCUCCCCUCAUAGGCAGGUCGGGCAGCCCAUUGAUGUUUGUGUCGAGGACGAGACGGUGAAAUACUUGAACAGGAGGGAUGUUAAGAAAGCACUCCAUGCGAAGCUCAUCGGUGUAAAAAAUUGGGCAGUUUGCAGCAGUGUUCUUGAGUACGAGUUCCUCAACUUGCAGAUUCCGACAAUCAACAUAGUUGGCUCACUUGUCAAGUCCGGCAUCAGAGUACUAGUGUACAGCGGUGAUCAGGACUCGGUGGUCCCUCUAACGGGAAGCAGGACGCUGGUGCAGAAUCUAGCGCGCGAUCUAGGCCUCAAGGCAACCAUCCCGUAUCGAGUUUGGUUCGAAGGGAAGCAGGUUGGUGGGUGGACUCAGGUAUACGGCGACAUGCUUUCCUUCGCCACCAUUAGAGGAGCUUCACACGAGGCGCCAUUCUCGCAGCCGGAACGCUCUCUCGUGCUUUUCAGGGCAUUCCUACAAGGCAGGCCUCUACCAGAAACCUUCUCAUGA
Messenger RNA from Lolium rigidum, 1368 nucleotides. RefSeq names its product serine carboxypeptidase-like 45. NCBI's taxonomy places the organism in Eukaryota, Viridiplantae, Streptophyta, Magnoliopsida, Poales, Poaceae. Bases 1 to 1368 code for a protein of 455 amino acids. Gene Ontology annotation, cellular component: vacuole. Gene Ontology annotation, biological process: proteolysis. The transcript has 10 exons. Gene Ontology annotation, molecular function: serine-type carboxypeptidase activity. The record is from RefSeq and is a predicted model, not a curated record.